CACGGCGACGUUCUACGUGACCGCGCACUACUGGGGCGCGUUCUUCGCGGCGACGUGCGGCGCGUUCGUGAGCCGCGAGCUCGGCUACGACGACUACGCGGCGUUCAGCCCCAACUUCAAGAAGCUGCCCUACAAGCACUGGGAGAUGCCCCUCUUCUUCCUCCUCGCGGCGUUCGGCGGCCUGCUCGGCGGCCUCUACGUGAAGCUCUUCACGGCGAUCGUCGGCGCGCGGCGGUCGUGCGCGGAGGCGCGCGACCGGGAACCCGCCGGCGGCGCGGCCGCGGCGGCGCGGGGCGCCGUCGAGGCCUGCGUCGGGUCGAACCUGGGCUUCUCGGCGCUCGCCGCGGGGCUGUCGGGCGUCGCGGCCGCGGGCGUCGGCGACUUCAUGCACCUGGGCACGCGCGAGGUCCUCGACGACCUCUUCAGCGACGGCCCGCUCGCGCGCGCGCGCAACGGCCACAUCCACGAGCGGUCCAAGUGGGAGGACCAGGACGGCGGCGUCGUCGGCGCGCUCGUCUACUUCGUGCUCUUCACGUUCGCGUUCUCCGCGGCGUGCGUGGGCCUGCCCGCGUCGAACGGCCUCGUGACGCCGUCGUUCGCCAUCGGCGCGGGCGUCGGCCGCCUCUACGGCGAGGUGCUGCGCUUCGCGGCCGCGGCCGCGGGCGCGGCGACGUCGCCGUUCUCGCCCGCGGGCGGCUACGCGAUCGUCGGCGCGGCCGCGUUCUCCGUGUCCGUCACGGGCAAGAUCUCCAUCGGCGUCGUCAUCUGCGAGCUCACGGGCCAGCUCUCCUACGCGAUCCCCGUGCUCUUCGCGUGCGUGCUCGGGCUGGCGGCGGGGCAGGUCGUCGAGAUCGACAUCUACUCGAUGAUCGCGCGGAUGAAGCGCCUGCCGCACUGGCCGACGCUCUCCGCGGCGGCGGACUUCGCGCUGACCGUCGACGACGUCUUCGACCGCGACGAACACCUGUCGCGGUCCGCCGUGCCCCUGCGGACGCUGACGUCCGAGGGCGGCGCGGCGAAGCUCGCGCCCGGCGCGCGGCGCCACGUGCUCGAGCGCGCGCUCCGGGCCACGACGCACGGGCUCCUGCCCGUCGUCCUCGACGGCGACAGCGAGGCCUUCGUCGGCGCCGUGCGGGCCGUCGACGUCGACGUCGCGCUCCAACUCGCGGCCGACGACGCGACCGGCGCCGCGGCGAACCGCGGCGCCGCGGCGCCGCUCCUCGACGUCCAGGCGACGUGCGACGUCGACUUCACGUGGCCGCGCGUGAGCCGCUCCGCGAGCCUCAACUACGCCUGCUUCCUCUUCGCGCUCUACCAGUGCGGCCGCGUCUACGUCGUCGACGACCGCGGCGCGCUCGUCGGCUACCUCGACUCGACGCGCGUCGAGGCCGCCGUCGCGGACCGCCGCGGCCGCCGGCGCGACGGCGACGAGGCCCACGCCGCCGCGCCGCUCCCCGCGCGCGCGACGGCGGGCGGGGGCGAGCCGAAGACGCCCACGGGCGGCACGGCGAUGAUCGGCGCGACGCCGCCCAUCUACGACACCUUCGAGAGCGAGCCCGACGUCCUCGAGUGCUGGCGCUACGAGUGCUUGGCCAAGGGCUUCGGCGGCCGUUGCAACUUCUUCGACGGCGGCAAGUGGAUCGGCAACACGUGCAAGGACUUCGUCGAGGGCUCGAAGAAGCCAUCCUACCUCGACAUCCUCAACCGCGUCGUCGCGUCGUUCUCGUUCGAGGACAUCGGUUCUCUGAGCUCGCAAGUCGAGGAGGCCGCGCCGCCGGCCAUCAAGAACCUCUUCCUCUGGCUCAAGGACCAGCUCCCGUCGACGACCGAGGCGCUGCGCGCCGACAACGAGGACCUGCGGUCCAAGAACCAGGACCUGCGCGAGCGCCUCGCGGCGGCGGAGGCGAGCCUCGAGCUCGCGACGUCGUCGCUCGCCGCCAAGGCCACGAAGUUCGUCAAGAACCUCUUCUUCUUCAAGGAGUCGCCGACGGCGAAGGACGCCGCGCCGGUUCCCGAGGACAAGGACCCGCGCGCGCAGAACAAGGACCUGCGCGCCGAGAACGAGGACCUGCGCGAGCGCCUCGCGGCGGCGGAGGCGAGCCUCGAGCUCGCGACGUCGGCGGAGUCGCCCGCCAAGGCCUUGGUCAAGAGCCUCUUCUUCAAGGAGUCGUCGACGGCCGCAUCCAAGAGCGAGGAGCUCCUGCGCGAGCAGCUCGCGGCAGCGGAGUCGCGCGCGGCGGCGGCUGAAGCGGGCCUCGCGGCGUCGACGACCCAAGUCAAGGAGUCCGCGCUGGAGAACAAGGACCUGCGCGAGCAGCUCGCGGCGGCGGA
Aureococcus anophagefferens is the source of this 2331-nucleotide messenger RNA. RefSeq lists its product as hypothetical. NCBI's taxonomy places the organism in Eukaryota, Pelagophyceae, Pelagomonadales, Pelagomonadaceae. The transcript has 2 exons. Gene Ontology annotation, cellular component: membrane. The record is from RefSeq and is a predicted model, not a curated record. The annotation marks the transcript as partial. Gene Ontology annotation, molecular function: voltage-gated chloride channel activity. Gene Ontology annotation, biological process: transmembrane transport; chloride transport.